Rhea pennata is the source of this 4652-nucleotide messenger RNA. It is a transcript of the gene COL6A1, whose product is annotated as collagen type VI alpha 1 chain. The record is from RefSeq and is a predicted model, not a curated record. The transcript has 35 exons. Bases 133 to 3204 code for a protein of 1023 amino acids. Lineage: Eukaryota; Metazoa; Chordata; Aves; Rheiformes; Rheidae.
AAACCACGGAGAAAGCAAUAAAAAUAUCUUCAGCAAUUCCUUCCUCUGGAUUGUGGCCUCUCUUGUUUCUCCUAGUUUCUCCUUCCCUUCUUUUUCUUGAAUCCAACUAAAUGAUAAUCUGAAGCAAGCAAAAUGAGGCUGCAAAAUUUUUUAUUCACUUUGCUACUUCAAGUCUGUUUCCUGAAGGGAGGCUUGUGGGCUCAACGCAUAGAAGUCACCAGCCGAGUUGCAAAUGCUCAAGACUGCCCCGUGGACCUGUUUUUUGUCCUGGAUACCUCAGAAAGUGUCGCCUUAAGGGUGAAGCCCUUUGGGGACCUAGUCACGCAAGUGAAAGAUUUCACCAACCGGUUCAUUGAUAAGUUAACAGACAGGUACUACCGCUGUGACCGAAACUUAGUGUGGAAUGCAGGGGCGCUGCAUUACAGUGACGAGGUUGUACUCAUUAAGAGCCUCACCUCGAUGCCCAGUGGCAGGAAUGAGCUGAAGAACCGGGUGUCAGCUGUGAACUACAUCGGGAAGGGCACAUACACCGACUGUGCGAUAAAGCGGGGCAUUGAGGAGCUGCUCAUUGGUGGCUCCCAUCACAAGGAGAAUAAAUACCUGAUUGUGGUGACUGAUGGACACCCCUUGGAAGGGUACAAGGAGCCCUGUGGAGGCUUGGAUGAUGCUGCCAAUGAAGCCAAACAUCUGGGAAUCAAAGUCUUCUCCGUUGCCAUUUCUCCCAACCAUCUGGAUCAGCGACUCAACAUCAUUGCCACAGAUCAUACCUACCGUCGGAACUUCACUGCUACCAGCUUGAUGCCGACCCGGGAGCUUGACGUGGAGGAAACCAUAAACACCAUCAUCAACAUGAUCAAAGAUAAUGUGGAGCAAGUGUGCUGCUCCUUUGAGUGCCAGCCUCCCAGAGGGCCCCCAGGACCUCCUGGUGACCCAGGCAAUGAGGGAGAAAGAGGCAAGCCAGGUCUUCCUGGCCAGAAAGGAGAUGCUGGAGAGCCAGGCAGGCCAGGGGACAUGGGACCUGUUGGCUACCAAGGAAUGAAGGGUGACAAAGGAAGUCGAGGAGAAAAGGGCUCAAGAGGAGCCAAGGGAGCCAAGGGUGAGAAGGGCAGGCGUGGAAUUGAUGGCAUCGAUGGUAUGAAGGGUGAAGCUGGAUACCCUGGAUUACCUGGCUGCAAAGGCUCACCAGGAUUUGAUGGAGUUCAAGGCCCACCUGGACCCAAGGGAGAUCCUGGUGCUUAUGGACCAAAGGGACAAAAGGGGGAACCUGGAGAAGAUGGAAAACCUGGCCGACAGGGGAUCCCUGGAAGCCCUGGAGAGAAGGGUGCACCUGGCAACAUUGGUGAACCUGGACCAACAGGGGAGACAGGAGAUGAGGGCCCUCCAGGUGCAGACGGUCUGACUGGAGAACGGGGCGGCAAUGGAGAAAGAGGGCCCCCAGGCUCACCUGGUGAUCGUGGGCCAAGAGGAGAGCCGGGAGAACCUGGGCCACCAGGUGACCAAGGGCGGGAAGGACCCCUGGGACCACCUGGAGAGCCGGGUGAAGCUGGACCCCCAGGACCCAAGGGGUACAGGGGAGAUGACGGCCCCCGUGGAAAUGAGGGCCCAAAGGGAUUACCUGGAGCACCUGGUUUGCCUGGAGAACCUGGCUUGAUGGGAGAAAGGGGGGAAGACGGCCCUCCAGGGAAUGGUACAAUUGGUUUCCCAGGUGCCCCCGGACAGCCAGGAGACAGAGGUGGCCCUGGCAUUAAUGGAACAAAGGGCUAUGUUGGUCCUAAAGGUGAUGAAGGAGAAGCUGGAGACCCUGGCAACGAUAACACAACACCAGGCCCCAGGGGCAGCAAAGGAGCAAAGGGUCACAGGGGACCUGAAGGCCGUCCGGGACCACCAGGACCUGUAGGCCCUCCAGGACCAGAUGAAUGUGAAAUUUUGGACAUCAUCAUGAAGAUGUGCUCUUGCUGCGAGUGUACAUGUGGCCCUGUCGAUCUCCUUUUCGUGUUGGACAGUUCGGAGAGUAUCGGCCUGCAGAACUUCCAGAUUGCCAAGGAUUUCAUCAUUAAAGUCAUUGAUCGGCUAAGCAAGGAUGAACGUGUGAAGUUUGAACCUGGUGAGUCCCGUGUGGGAGUAGUGCAGUACAGCCAUGACAACACACAAGAGCUGGUGGCCAUGGGGGAUGCCAACAUAGACAACAUUGGGGCACUCAAACAGGCAGUCAAGAACCUGAAAUGGAUAGCUGGUGGCACCUACACUGGAGAGGCCCUGCAGUUCACCAAGGAGAACCUGGUGCGGAGAUUCACUUCUGACAAGCGUGUUGCGAUUGUCAUCACAGAUGGACGCUCUGACACCCUGCGGGACCCUACCCCACUCUCCUCCCUGUGCGAUGUCACCCCGGUGGUUUCCCUUGGGAUAGGUGACAUUUUCCGGACUCCCCCAAAUCCAGAUCACCUGAAUGACAUUGCUUGUUUAAGCAGACCCACCAGACCAGGACUGUCCAUUCAGAGGGACAAUUAUGCUGAGCUCCUGGAUGACAGCUUCUUGCAGAAUAUCACCUCGUAUGUCUGCCAAGAGAAGAAAUGUCCAGACUAUACCUGCCCAAUCACCUUUGCUGGGCCAGCGGACAUCACACUUCUGGUGGAUAGCUCCACCAGUGUCGGGAGCAAGAACUUUGAGACCACCAAGAAGUUCGUGAAGCGGCUGGCAGAGCGGUUUCUGGGGGCAGGCAAGCCUGCUGAUGACUCUGUGCGUGUCUCAGUGGUCCAGUACAGUGGCAGAAACCAGCAGAAGGUAGAAGCACAGUUUCAGUACAACUACACAGUGAUUGCCAAAGCCAUUGACAACAUGGAGUUCAUUAAUGAUGCCACAGACAUCAACGCUGCUCUGCGGUACGUCAUGGGGCUGUACCAGAGGUCUUCCCGUGGUGGGGCAAAGAAGAGGGUGCUGGUGUUUUCUGAUGGCAACUCUCAGGGGAUCACCACAAGAGCCAUUGAGAGGGCUGUACAAGAAGCUCAGCAAGCUGGCAUUGAAAUCUAUGUGUUGGCAGUGGGCAGCCAAGUCAAUGAGCCCAACAUCCGUGUCCUGGUCACAGGAAAGAGUGCAGACUAUGAUGUAGUCUAUGGGGAGCGCCACCUCUUCCGCGUGCCCGACUAUACCUCUCUGCUGCGUGGUGUCUUCUACCAAACUGUCUCCAGGAAAAUAGCUGUUGACUGAGCAGCUAAGUGGGUUUCUGCCAGGGCUGUGCCUGCUUCUGUCUACCCUAAAAAUGAAAAACAAGCAAAAAAAAAUUAACUGUAUUCUUGAUCAACCUGAGGAACUUGUGUCCAUACAGAUAGCCGUAGUGCCACAGUCUGUCUGUGCAUAGUCUCCUUUCCUUUGUUGCCCCGCUUCUUCCUCUAUACCUCUACCCUUUUGGCCCCCAAACCUUCCUCCUUUUAUUCUGACUGCCUUCCUGCUCCUCCCUUGCCAGCAGGCAAACACAAGCACUCCUAGCAAUAAGCCUCCAGAACAACAGAAGCAAUCUCAUCCCACCAGUUUGACUAAGAAAGAAUCAAGAUGAGGAAUUUCAUACCACUAAGGACUUGUCCAGUCUUGCAAGGUUGAUUAUACUUUUUUUCAGAUACCAAUUUUUUGUUUGUUUACCUCUUUUCCUCAAACUUCAGCUGAGCACUUACUUGGCUCACAAUGGUCCUAACCCAAUACUGUGUUUCAAGUGAAACAUCCAACACUUCAGCAAGCUUUGAGAGGGGAUCAUUGUCACAGCUGGCAAGUUUGAUUUGCAUCUCCCAUGCUAUUGAGGGAGGGCUGGACUUCAUUACCCAAACUACUCAUUCAUUAGACAUGGGUGGAAAGCAUCUUUGGCCUCCAUUGCCAUAGGACUGGGCACUAACUUCCCAGGUAUAGGGUGAAGGUGGGUGGUGGAGCAUACUUCAUUGCGGAUGCGCUCACCUGGAGCAAGGGGGCUGAAAACCAACAAAAUGACAGACAGACUAGCCAUAGGAAGUGGGGGAAACAAGUGAAGAACCUAUAUAACUGCACUCCUUCACAAAGUAAUCUCAUGGUCCUACAGUGAAACCAGGAACCUCACAAAUGGCCUGACAACUUUUGUUAUGGUCCAAACUCUAUUUUGGAAAAUCUCUCUGAGCCCAGUUAGUGGAUUUAUUUUUUUCAAAAGCACCAAUCUGUCUAAUUCCCAGUGAGUUCUGUGGGCAUAUACUUUCCACAGGACUAUCUAGGAAUUAGGCACCUGGUCCUUAGAGAUAUGCACUAACUGUACUAUAUAUUGAAUUAGGGCCUAAUCAUCAGUUCAGCCAAGUCAAGGGAAAGACUGCCAUUACCUGCCAGGGGCUUUGAAUCACAUCCUGCAGAUAUACUGAUAAAGGUGCUAUCACUACAUGGGUGAAGUGGGCCCUUCAUGUUUACACAGUUAUUUCCAAGACCACGCUGAAUGUGUGGCUUGACUGGGCGAGAUUUUGUUCAGUGCUUCCAGUGGUGCUCUUGCUACAACUUCAUGCGCUUCUAAGAAAACAACAGUGAUUACCAGGUAUCAACAUCCAAACUCUUUACUUUGUAUCCAAAAAUCCAACUUAGUUUUAUUUUAUGCCUAUAUUUUGCUAAAAUUGUCCACUUCAGAAAUUUGACAAAUAAAUUUUUUUCCACAA